GGCAGUUGCCCGGGGGCCGGCCCGCGCCUGCGGUCGCGCCCUUCGGUGUGCCACCAGCCCCGGUCGGGUCGCGGGGGCCUAGUCCAGGGUUUCCCUGAUGUCCCCCUGGGCUCCUCAGAGACGCCUGCCGGCUUGGGCUUGGAGCCUUCCGGGGCUCUGUCGCUCCCGGCUGCGCGAGGCCAGCCGACGUCCGAUCACUUCGAGCUAUGACAUGGUGCAUUAUGGCCAUUCCAACCAGCUGCGCCAGGCACGAGCCAUGGGAGAUUACCUGAUUGUGGGCGUUCACACCGAUGAGGAGAUCGCCAAGCAUAAAGGGCCCCCGGUGUUCACCCAGGAGGAGAGAUACAAAAUGGUGCAGGCCAUCAAGUGGGUGGACGAGGUGGUGCCGGCGGCUCCCUAUGUCACCACCCUGGAGACGCUGGACAAGUACAACUGCGACUUCUGUGUGCAYGGCAAUGACAUCACACUGACUGUAGAUGGCCGUGACACCUACGAGGAAGUGAAACAGGCUGGGAGGUACAGAGAGUGCAAACGCACCCAGGGCGUUUCGACCACAGACCUCGUGGGCCGCAUGCUGCUUGUGACCAAGGCCCAUCAUAGCAGCCAGGAGAUGUCCUCCGAGUACAGGGAGUACGCAGACAGCUUUGGCAAGUGUCCUGGGGGGCGCAAUCCCUGGACAGGGGUGUCCCAGUUUCUACAGACAUCCCAGAAGAUCAUCCAGUUUGCUUCUGGGAAGGAGCCCCAGCCAGGGGAGACGGUUAUCUAUGUGGCUGGUGCCUUUGACCUGUUCCAUAUUGGGCACGUGGACUUUCUCGAGAAGGUGUACAGGCUAGCUGACAGGCCCUACGUCAUCGCCGGCCUGCACUUUGACCAGGAGGUCAAUCGCUACAAGGGGAAGAACUAYCCCAUCAUGAACCUGCACGAGCGGACCUUGAGUGUGCUGGCCUGCCGGUAUGUGUCAGAAGUGGUGAUUGGGGCCCCAUAUGCGGUCACAGCAGAGCUCCUGGGUCACUUCAAGGUGGACCUUGUAUGUCAUGGGAAGACAGAAAUCGUGCCUGACAGGGACGGCUCUGAUCCCUACCAGGAACCCAAGAGGAGAGGCAUCUUCUAUCAGAUUGACAGUGGCAGUGACCUCACUACGGACCUCAUUGUGCAGAGGAUCAUUAAAAACAGGUUAGAGUAUGAGGCACGAAACCAGAAGAAAGAAGCCAAGGAGCUGGCCUUCCUCGAGGCCACAAGGCAGCAGGAGAUACAGCCUGUGGGGGAGGGCGACUAGACUUCCCACUGGAGGACUGUCACGGAGAGCCCCUGUGCUGCCGGCGCCUGCCCCGCUCUGCUUCUGCGUCUUGGAGUUUGGCUCACGCAAUUCUAAAGGAAGCUACAGCACCACCCACUAACUGGCCUGGCUCCAGCAGGGCUGGUGGGGAGGGCACUACUCCUGCCUGCCUGCAAGGUGCCUGUUUGUAGUGGGCUCUCAGCUCCUCCUGCUGAGAGAAGGCAUCCGGCAGUGGAGCAGCCCAGCAGGCAGGAUGGGCAGAGAGGACCAGUGAUAUGAAGGCUGUUGCUCCUGUGUGCUUCCAUCCAGUGGUUUCUAACUGCUGCUCCUCCYCCAUCUUGGAGAGAGAUGACCCUCCUGCCUGGCUGGAGGCUGCACUUCCUGCUUAUCCAGCUUUGUGGAAGGCACAGAGUGGAUGGCUUGGGGAGCUGUGUUCCUGGGGUCACUCCCCAUUGGGCACCCUGUGCCCUGCAGCUCUUCCCAGCACCCUGUGCCUGGCUCCAGGAAGGUGCACUUGUCCUGCUGCCCUCCCAACAGACUUCCUGGUCUUGAUUUGUACAUCUCUGGUGCAGCUGAAUAAAGCCUGCUGGGAAGUGCUGUGUCUGCCCCCAGCUCACCCACCCACCACAGGGCUUCUGGAGUGGCAAGACCAGGAAGGCCGCAGAGCCUUGGGGCUGCCUACCAAUGGGGCUGGGAGGCAAUGAUUUGGCAUGUCUGUUGAAUACAGAUGCAGGAAUUAGGGCUAUAGGUGUGGCUCAGUGGUACAGCAAGGCCCUACCUAGGGUACAUUAGUCCCUGGGCUCAUUCCCAGUUCUGCAGAAAGAAGAAUAUGAAGGUGCUUUCCAGCCCAGUGCCCUCCCACUUUGAGCUGCUGAACCAGGUGGGAAGGGGCAGGUUCCUCUGAGGAAGAUGGGCCUGCCCUUUCCUUUUAAUCCAGCUGAUUUUGAGGUCUGCUUUACAAUCCCAACAGAAGCCUCACCCACUUUCCCUCUGUGCCCCCAGUCUCAGAAGUGGGGUGGUCCUCAUUUUCAGACCCCUGAGCUGUGGGAUUCCUGAGCAGAGAGGCCAGGCAGUGCCUGCAGGCUAGAUCUGGUAGGGCCUGGCUGCCUGGCUGCUGGGCUGGGCAGAGAACAGGCCUGGCCUGGACAGGCCAGCACCUAGAGUAUGCUGCUGCUUGCACCCUGGAGCAGAGGCUGGGGACUGAUCUGCACCAGCAGCAAGUAGAGGCUGGGCCCAGCACCCCAAAGACACAUCGUCCAGCCAGGGGAGACUCCCUGCUCACCUGCCACUCAUGGAAUCCCUGGGUGGAGGGCUGGCAGGUCCAGCUGGCAAGGGCACAAUGGGGACACCCUGAGAGGCAGACCACAGAACUCUGGGCCUUCUGUCAGCCCUGCCAGGAGUGGAACAAGAGGGAAGCAGCCAAAGGUCCCAGCUCAUGCUCUAGGGGAAGACCCAGAACCUUUGAGUGUGCGAAGGGUGAGGGGAGCCAGCUUGACCAGAGGAGAGGGGCACCUGGGGCACCCUAGCAGGAACCCUGGUUUUACUGGCUAGGCGGCCACUAGUCUGGGUGACUUCGGGGCCCGCCCUGCUCGAGGCCCACCCCUCCAGCAGUCCCCCUCUGAAGACUUGACUGAGCUUCUCCUUUAUUCAUUUGGCGGAUUACUGCACGGGGGCCGGGGAGGGAGGAUCAGGGGUGCCAUCUCGCGAGGCAGGUCUGGGGGUCCCUGAGCUGGCAG
Messenger RNA from Urocitellus parryii (Arctic ground squirrel), 3012 nucleotides. Lineage: Eukaryota; Metazoa; Chordata; Mammalia; Rodentia; Sciuridae. The record is from RefSeq and is a predicted model, not a curated record.